UAAGUCUUCCAGUGCAAGUUAAAAGAAAAACAAAACCUAAACUCUGCAAAAUCACACGGCAUGUUCUAAGAUUCUAGCCCAACAAGAAGGGAAUUUAAUCUGACAUUCUUAAUACUCACAGCUUUUGCCGUUUGUUUACUCUAAACUGUUUCGAUAAUCAUGUCGCAGAACAAGUGGGAAGCCGAUAAAAUGUUGGAUGUCUAUAUAUAUGAUUACCUUAUGAAGAGAAAAUUGCAUGCUUCUGCAAAAGAAUUUCAAGCUGAAGGGAAAGUAUCUACAGAUCCUGUAGCUAUUGAUGCACCCGGUGGCUUUUUAUUUGAAUGGUGGUCAGUCUUUUGGGAUAUAUUUAUUGCUAGAACAAAUGAGAAGCACUCUGACGCUGCUGCAUCCUACAUUGAGACUCAAAUGAUUAAAGCUCGGGAGCUGCAGCAACAACAACAUCAAAAACCUCAGCAGCAUCAGCACAUGCAGAUGCAGCAGCUCAUAAUGCAGAGGCAUGCUCAGCAGCAGCAACAGCAGCAACAACAACAGCAGCAACAGCAACAGCUGCAGAGAAGAGAUAGUGCCCAGUUUCUGAAUGGCACCAGUAAUGACCCUCUCAUGAGGCAGAGCCCUGGAACUGCAAAUACCUUGGCAGCAAAAAUUUAUGAGGAUCGCUUAAAGAUUCCACUUCAGAGGGAUUCCUUGGAUGAUGCAGCUAUGAAGUCAAGACUGGGUGAAAAUAUGGGCCAGCUUUUGGAUCCAAAUCAGGCUUCUUUGCUGAAACCAACUGCAAUGGCAGGCCAGUCUUCAGGGCAAACACUGCAUGGUACACCUGGAGGUAGUCAACAAGUUCAAAGUCGGAAUCAGCAACCUCCAGUGUCUUCACAGGAUAUAAAGAGUGAGAUGAACCCUAUGAUGAGUCCCAGACCUGCUGGUUCAGAUGGAUCAUUAAUUGGAGUUCAUGGAUCAAAUCCAGGUGGCGGCAAUGUGACUUUGAAAGGAUGGCCUUUAACGGGACUGGAUCAGCUUCGACCUGGGUUUUUGCAGCAGCAAAAGUCUUUGAUGCAGUCCCCGCAGCCCUUCAAUCAACUUCAGUUGCAUCAACAACUUAUGCUUCAAGCACAGCAGAGUUUGACAUCUCCAUCUGCCAAUGAUAUGGAUUGCAGAAAACUGAGAAUGCUUCUUAACAAUCGAAAUAUGGGUCUCGGUAAAGAUAGCCCUGCGAACUCUGUUGGUGAUGUAGUGUCUAAUAUUGGAUCAACUAUGCCAGUUAGUUGCCCUGUGCUGCCUCGUGGAGAUGCUGAUAUGCUAAUGAAGUUACAGCAACAACAGAUGCAGAACAAUCAACAGCUGCAACAAUAUCCACAGCAUCCCCUUUCAAGCCAGCAGUCUCAGAAUUCAAACUCCCAUCUCCCGCAGCAUGAUAAAAUGAUAGGUGCUGGCAGCAUGACAAUGGAUGGUAGUAUGUCAAAUACCUUUCAAGGAAAUGAUCAGGCAACAAAAAAUCAAAUUGGGCGAAAGAGAAAGCAGCCAGUAUCAUCUUCUGGUCCUGCCAAUAGCUCUGGAACUGCAAACACCACUGGACCAUCCCCAAGUUCACCCUCAUCGCCUUCUACUCACACACCAGGAGAUGUGAUUUCAAGACCUACUUUGCAACAUAAUGGUGGCUCCUCUAAGUCUUUGCUUAUGUUUGGCUCUGAUGGUUUGGGCUCUCUCACAUCAGCACCAAAUCAAUUGGCUGAUAUUGACCGUUUUGUGGAUGAUGGAUCCCUGGAUGAUAAUGUAGAGUCAUUCUUGUCACCUGACGAUGCAGAUCCAAGAGAUAGGGUUGGUCGGCUUGCAGAAGUCAGCAAGGGCUUCACAUUUUCGGAAGUCCAGCUUAUUCCUGCAAGUAGCAGUAAGCUUGAAUCUUGUCACUUCUCAUCAGAUGGAAAACUCCUUGCCACUGGUGGGCAUGAUAGAAAGGCUGUAUUAUGGUGCACAGAGUCUUUUACAGUGAAGUCUACGCUUGAAGAACAUACUCAAUGGAUUACUGAUGUCCGUUUCAGUCCAAGCAUGUCAAGGCUAGCUACAUCUUCUGCUGAUAGAACUGUCAGGGUUUGGGACACUGAUAAUCCUGGUUAUUCUCUUCGUACUUUUACCGGGCAUUCUACAACUGUUAUGUCUCUGGAUUUCCACCCUAGUAAAGAGGACCUUAUCUAUUCUUGUGAUAAUAAUAGCGAUAUACGAUGCUGGAGUAUCAACAAUGGCAGUUGUGCUGGUGUUUUCAAGGGUGGUGCAACCCAGAUGAGAUUUCAACCACGUUUUGGAAGGAUUCUUGCAGCUUCUGCAGAGAACUAUGUAUCCAUAUUUGAUGUGGAGACCCAAGUUUGCAGACUUAAAUUACAGGGUCAUAAAAAUCAAGUUCAUUCUGUAUGCUGGGACCCUACUGGUGAGUAUCUGGCAUCAGUGAGUGAUGAAUUGGUCAAAGUGUGGACUGUUGGCUCCGGAAGCAAAGGGGAGUGUGUUCAGGAGUUGAGCUGUACUGGCAACAACUUUCGUACUUGUGUGUUCCAUCCCACGCACCCUUCUUUAUUGGUCAUUGGCUGUUAUGAGACUCUGGAGCUUUGGAACAUGACCGAGAACAAGACACUGACCCUGAAUGCACAUGACAAGCUUAUAUCUUCAUUGGCAGUAUCAAAUGUUACUGGUUUGGUAGCCUCAGCGAGUCACGACAAGUGUGUCAAGCUUUGGAAGUGACUUACUAGUUUUUGGGAUGUCCUCACUUUGUAGCUAAUGUAAUAAUUAUAAAUUUGUAUGUCUUCUAUAUCAUAUGAUCUAAAGUCAAGUUUCCAGCCUCUGACAGAUGCUUGUGGUUGUUUAUAUUGCUUAAGAGUCUACAGGGAAAGGGGUUUUUAUGUUUUAUCCUUUUCAGUUGUUUUCCUAGCAUAGUCCCUUUUAACCCCCAGAAAAGUGAUAAAAGUUUUGGUUUCAAAGCCAAUUGUAUUCUGGCAGGCUAAACUCGAUGCAAACAU
This is a messenger RNA of Pistacia vera, 2996 nucleotides long. RefSeq names its product transcriptional corepressor LEUNIG-like. Gene Ontology annotation, molecular function: protein binding. The record is from RefSeq and is a predicted model, not a curated record. Gene Ontology annotation, cellular component: nucleus. The transcript has 18 exons. Bases 160 to 2721 code for a protein of 853 amino acids. Lineage: Eukaryota; Viridiplantae; Streptophyta; Magnoliopsida; Sapindales; Anacardiaceae.